Messenger RNA from Trichechus manatus latirostris (Florida manatee), 1452 nucleotides. It is a transcript of the gene ENO3, whose product is annotated as enolase 3. The transcript is spliced from 11 exons. Gene Ontology annotation, biological process: glycolytic process. Lineage: Eukaryota; Metazoa; Chordata; Mammalia; Sirenia; Trichechidae. Bases 50 to 1384 code for a protein of 444 amino acids. Gene Ontology annotation, molecular function: phosphopyruvate hydratase activity; magnesium ion binding. Gene Ontology annotation, cellular component: phosphopyruvate hydratase complex. The record is from RefSeq and is a predicted model, not a curated record.
UCUAAAAGGGCAAGGGAUUUCUGGUUUCUUAAGGGAUCAACAACUGUCCAUGCUCACUCCCACUUCUUAUCCAGCAGCCAUGGCCAUGCAGAAAAUCUUUGCCCGGGAAAUCCUGGACUCCAGGGGCAACCCCACAGUAGAGGUGGACCUGCACACGGCCAAGGGCCGAUUCCGAGCAGCUGUGCCCAGUGGAGCAUCCACAGGGAUCUAUGAAGCUCUGGAACUAAGAGAUGGAGACAAAUCACGGUACCUGGGGAAAGGGGUCCUGAAGGCUGUGGAACACAUCAACAAGACUCUAGGCCCUGCUCUGCUGGAAAAGAAACUAAGUGUUGUGGAUCAAGACAAAGUUGACAAAUUUAUGAUAGAGCUGGAUGGGACCGAGAAUAAGUCCAAGUUUGGGGCCAAUGCCAUCCUGGGUGUGUCCCUGGCUGUGUGCAAGGCGGGAGCAGCCGAGAAGGGGGUUCCGCUCUACCGCCACAUCGCAGACCUCGCCGGGAACCAAGACCUCAUUCUCCCAGUGCCUGCCUUCAAUGUGAUCAAUGGGGGCUCCCAUGCUGGAAACAAGCUAGCCAUGCAGGAGUUCAUGAUUCUGCCCGUGGGAGCCAGCUCCUUCAAGGAAGCCAUGCGCAUUGGUGCAGAGGUCUACCACCACCUCAAGGGGGUCAUCAAGGCCAAGUAUGGGAAGGAUGCCACCAAUGUAGGUGACGAGGGUGGCUUUGCACCCAACAUCCUGGAGAACCAUGAGGCCCUGGAGCUCCUGAAGACAGCCAUCCAGGAAGCUGGAUACCCAGACAAGGUGGUGAUCGGCAUGGAUGUGGCAGCUUCGGAGUUCUAUCGCAAUGGAAAGUACGAUCUUGACUUCAAGUCGCCCGAUGACCCCGCACGGCACAUUACCGGGGAGAAGUUGGGGGAGCUGUACAAGAACUUCAUCAAGAACUAUCCUGUGGUCUCCAUUGAGGACCCCUUUGACCAGGACGACUGGGCCACCUGGACCUCAUUCCUCAAAGAGAUCAACAUCCAGAUCGUGGGUGAUGACCUUACAGUCACCAACCCCAAGAGGAUUGCCCAGGCCGUUGAGAAGAAGGCCUGCAACUGCCUGUUGCUGAAGGUCAACCAGAUUGGCUCGGUGACUGAGUCCAUUCAAGCCUGCAAACUGGCUCAGUCUAACGGUUGGGGAGUGAUGGUGAGCCACCGCUCCGGGGAGACUGAGGACACGUUCAUCGCUGACCUCGUGGUGGGCCUUUGCACGGGACAGAUCAAGACUGGUGCCCCCUGCCGCUCAGAACGUCUGGCCAAGUACAACCAGCUCAUGAGGAUUGAGGAGGCUCUUGGGAAUAAGGCUGUCUUUGCUGGACACAAGUUCCGUAACCCGAAGGCCAAGUGAGAAGCUAGACCCCAGGCCCCCGCUGGACAGACGCAGGCCUUGGGGCAUUUCCCCCUGAAAUAAACACU